GUCAUGUGAUUGUAUAUCACGACAGGUGUCGACACAAUAAUGACAACCAAAAAGUGUAUUAAAGUGUUAUUCAAUCACUUAAUCAGUGAUUGAAUGCGUUUGCAGUGAAAGUAUGAAAUCAAUUGACUGUUUGACUAUAUAUUAGUUAAAUGUCCACAACUUUGUCGUCCAUAUCAUUGAUGAUCACACGUAGUAAUGGGUGGCCAACAGUCAAUUGGUCAGAAGUCGUUCACUGUCGCCACAGAAGACCGUAUUUUCUGGCCAACCACUGGCCGACAGCGGCCGUUGUCAGCGUUGGGCCGUAAAUAUGAAGUCGCGACGAAACAGCCGUUGAUAUUUGCGGCGGUCGACGCCAACGACUGUCCACGCCUUCGGCAACUCAUCCAUAACGGACACAACAUUAACAAACGCGAUGUCAACGGUCUAACGGCUCUUCACUUGGCGGCAAUCAAUGGCAACGAAGAGUGUGUAGAUUUGUUGCUCGAGUUCGGACCACUUUUGAUGACAUGUCCACUAAGACAAACAGCGCUACAUUUUGCCGCACAAACGGGCACUAAACAUAUGAUCGACUCUUUAAUGAACUACGGAUCGGUGGUCAACACCAAAGACUCGAUGGGCGCCACACCGUUGACCAGUGCUGUCGAAGUUAACAAUAUGGAGACCACAGCAGCGCUUCUCAGUCGUGGCGCACAAAUCGACACAAAUGUCUGUUUGUCGGCCCUUCAGAAUGGCUUUACAGAUGUAUUAAGACUUUUAGUGAAUUAUAAGCCAAAUAUUGUCACACAAAUUGAUUUCAAAGACUUUCGCUUUACUCGUCUAACAUCUACUGGACUUAAGAUAUUAUAUUACAGUGGAUUACAAUUGACUAUUGAAYUCAUGUCACGAAUCAAACCAUUAGAUUGGAGUGACUUUUGUCUCGGCGGACAAAUACGUCUUCCGCCGCAUCACUACAAUCGCGACAAAGACAUCGCAGCUUUCGAUGAUUUUAUCCAUUGGUUGGAUACCAGACAAGAGCCGCCGUCACUAAAGUGUUUGUCGAGAUUAGCAUUUCGCCAGAAAUGUGGUGAUCAUAGCGUUGAACUAGUCUUAAGUGAGUUAAAAAUUCCCGUUGUUUUGCAGUGUUAUCUCUUACUCAAAGACAUCACCGAUUGAUCACUUGUUGUAAACAGAUUCUCUAUUUUUGUGUAACUGUAUAUAUAUUUGUAUAAAUAAUUGUUGUUAUUUUAAAUUUUAU
Molecule: messenger RNA, 1234 nt
Organism: Oppia nitens
Lineage: Eukaryota; Metazoa; Arthropoda; Arachnida; Sarcoptiformes; Oppiidae
Product: putative ankyrin repeat protein RF_0381
Exons: 1
Coding region: 196-1152 (318 amino acids)
Molecular function (GO): protein binding
Source: RefSeq, a predicted model, not a curated record